UGUAGAAAGGAUGUUCAGAGUCAGACCAUUAUUAGAUCUGAACAAACCUGAUUAACGGGAAGCCGCCUCGUAAAAGAUGGAGACAUCGGUGUUCAGCUGCUGGGUUCUUUUUCUGUUGUUUUACCCAGCUGUUCCCAUGUGUCUUCCCACAGAGUUCACAUUGUUUGUGGAAAAGCCAGAUUGUGACUAUUGUGUGGCGAUCAACACUACUAUCUGCAUGGGAUUUUGUUUCACAAGGGACAGCAACAUGAGGGAUAUUUUCCGCCCACGUUUUGUUGUCCAAAGAAGCUGCACAUAUGAUAGGGUGGAGUAUCGCACAGUCAUUCUGCCUGGCUGUGCUAUCGACUCCAACCCAGUAUAUACCGUCCCAGUAGCUCUCAGCUGCCACUGUGGUGCCUGCAGGACUGGCAGGGAUGAAUGCACACGCAGAGCCAACAGCUACAAUGCUAACUGUGCUAAACCAGUCAGACGAGUUUAUCCUUAUCUUGGUCAAAGCAACUACAUGAUCCCCUUUUGAUUCCUCUGUUUAUGUAAGAAAAGGUUUUUACUUUAGCUUAUAGUGGAACGUAGGGUGUUUGCACAGUUUUCUGCUGUUUCUAAAUUUGAUCUGAUUGUUGUCUAAUAAAUAUGCUGCACUUUGA
Molecule: messenger RNA, 641 nt
Organism: Girardinichthys multiradiatus
Lineage: Eukaryota; Metazoa; Chordata; Actinopteri; Cyprinodontiformes; Goodeidae
Gene: tshba
Product: thyroid stimulating hormone subunit beta a
Exons: 3
Coding region: 77-517 (146 amino acids)
Biological process (GO): G protein-coupled receptor signaling pathway
Cellular component (GO): cytoplasm; extracellular region
Molecular function (GO): hormone activity
Source: RefSeq, a predicted model, not a curated record